Syngnathus acus (greater pipefish) is the source of this 5300-nucleotide messenger RNA. Its product is annotated as protogenin B-like. The transcript has 19 exons. Gene Ontology annotation, cellular component: axon; plasma membrane. The coding region runs from base 108 to 3593 and encodes 1161 amino acids. Gene Ontology annotation, molecular function: protein binding. The record is from RefSeq and is a predicted model, not a curated record. Gene Ontology annotation, biological process: cell-cell adhesion; axon guidance. NCBI's taxonomy places the organism in Eukaryota, Metazoa, Chordata, Actinopteri, Syngnathiformes, Syngnathidae.
CUGAAGUUGCUCCGCUGCGAGCAUUUUAGUGAUUGGGGGACCUCCAAGCUGCACACAGGAGCGCGGAGGUUCGCUUUCGAGGAAAAAUGAGACUGCACUGUGGAUAAAUGGCGAACUUUAAGAUGAAAGUGUUGCUAAUUUUGGUUUCCUUUCUGCAUUCACCAAGUGUUUUAUGUUUCAGUGAGUUGUCGUUCAUCACUGAGCCCAGUGAUGUGACCGUUCUACCAGAGGACCCCGCUGUCAUGGAUUGCCAAGCUCACGGGCAGCCUCCAGUCACCAUCAAGUGGCUGAAAAAUGGUGUUCACUUGGCAGAAAGUGAGCACAUCCAGCUUUUACCAAAUGGCUCCUUGUACAUACCAAAGAUAAAGCAUAGCAAGGAGGAGUCAGAUGAAGGAUUCUACCAGUGCCUCUCCAAAAACAAAUUUGGAGCCAUCCUCAGCCAAAGAUCACGUCUGACUAUCGCAAGUAUUUCAGAGUUUUUGUUCCACCCAUUGCCUACGGAGGUGACUGCGGGCUCGGUGGCCCGAUUCUCAUGUGGAGUCACGUCCCGACCUCCUGCAACCAUCACCUGGGAGUUUAACCAAAGCACACUGCCGCUACAAACGGACAGAAUCACAGUUCUGCCCAGUGGAGUCCUUCAGAUCCACAAUGUACAAGCGAAGGACGCCGGGCAAUAUCGAUGUGUUGCAACUAACAUCGGAAGUCGGCAGAAGAGUCGAGAGGCAAAGCUGACAGUCAGCCAAGGUGCGGACACUAAAACCCGUCAGAGGCCCAAAAUCAUCGCCGGACCUCAGAACAUGACAGUUUCUCUCCACCAAACGGCGGUGCUGGAGUGCUUAGCCACUGGAAACCCCUGGCCUAUCAUUUCGUGGAGUCGCGCUGAUAGUAAACCCAUCGAUGUAUACAAAGCCAAAGUGUUGGGCAACGGGAACUUGGUUAUUAGCGACAUCAAUUCGAAGCACAGUGGAGUCUACCUCUGCAGAGCCACGACCCCCGGAACCCGCAAUUUCACCAUAGCUGCUGCCAACCUCACUGUCCAAGUACCACCAUCGAUCGUUGAGCGGCCCGAGAGCCAGACCCGUCCAAGAGCCGGUACCGCCCGUUUUAUUUGCCAAGCCGAAGGGAUCCCCCCACCCCGCAUUAGCUGGCUAAAGAACGGCGAAGAGGUUCAUUUAAACGGACGGAUUAAGAUGUACAACAGUAAACUGGUGAUCACCCAGAUCAUCCCAGAGGACGAUGCCAUCUAUCAGUGCAUAGCAGAGAGUGAAGAGGGCUCUGUGCUGUCUUUGGCUCGACUUAUUGUAGUCAUGUCAGAGGACAGGCCCAGCGCUCCCAGGAACAUCCACGCCGAGACCAUCUCGAGCUCGGCCAUUUUGUUGGCGUGGGAGAGACCGCUGUACAAUGCUGACAAAGUCAUAGCCUACUCCAUCCAUUAUAUGAAAGCCGAAGGUCUGAACAACGAGGAAUACCAAGUUGUGAUUGGCAACGACACAACCAGUUAUAUUAUUGAUGACCUAGAGCCUGCUAGGAAUUACAGCUUCUACAUCGUGGCUUACAUGCCAAUGGGAGCCAGUCGUAUGUCUGAUCAAGUCAGUCAACACACCCUGGAGGAUGUGCCUCUGCGUACACCAGAGCUACGUCUGAUAAGCCGCAACUCGACAGACAUCCAGGUGAGCUGGCAGCAGCUUCCCUCCAAAGUGAGCCGCGGUCGGGUGUCAGCGUACAGGUUGUCGUACCGCACGGCCGCAGACAACACGGUCAUCUCCGUGGAGCUGCCUCAGAAUACUACAGAGUAUCUCCUGGAGGGCCUCCAGCCCGACAUCAUCUACCUGCUCCGCAUGGCCGCAGCCACCCGAAUGGGUUGGUGUGAGCCCUCAGCGUGGACGUCCCACCGUACGCCCAAGACAUCCAGUCGCAAAGUGCCCUCAGCCCCUAUUCUUCAACUUGAGCCGCUUAACUGCACUUCCAUUGUGGCGCGCUGGCAAACCGCCCCGGAGACGGAGGCUGUCCUUGGCUAUCGCUUGCGUUACCAUGAGGAAAGUCAACCGGAACAGCCCGUCAUCCAGCUGCAAGCUCAGACCUACACCUACACCAUCAGCGGCCUUGAUCCCAGGCGAAGAUAUCGUAUCAAGAUCCUGGCUUUUAGUCAAGCUGGAGACGGCUAUGAGACAGACCAAGCCAUCAGUACCCCUGGAUGUGUCUCGGCAAGAGACCAAAUGGCAGCCACCCCUCCAUCGCCUAAUCAUGUGACUAUCUUGGCCAGUAAUUCCUCUGAAGUUUCUUUACGUUGGAGCCGUCCCACUUUCCCGUCUGGGAAGGCCGUCAGCUACACUGUCCGUUACACGAUUGUGGGCACACACAAUGCAUCCGCCGUACGCUACCUCCAAACCACCCAAGAAAAUGCGGCCAUGCAAACUUUAGAGCCAAAUACUCGCUAUGAGUUUGUGGUACGCCUUCACGUGGAUCAGAUGUCGAGCCCUUGGAGCCAUGUGGUUUAUCAUCGCACAAAACCAGCAGCUCCGAGACGACCACCUACAGGAGUGAGACUAACUCUGAUCGAGGAUGACACGGCGUUGGUAUCGUGGAAGGAGCCCGCCGAGGCCAACGUGGUGGUUACACAUUACACCAUACUUUACGCUUCCCAAACAUCCUGGAUGGCCGGACGCUGGCAGAUAAUUCAAAGAGAGGGAAGCCACACAAUGGCUCUUCUGGAGAAGCUCGAACCAGGUAAUGUCUACCUGGUGAAGAUCUCUGCCUCCAACCAGGUGGGGGACGGGCCUUUUUCGGACAUCGUCGAGCUGGUUAUGAAACGUGGAAAUGUCCAACGCAGCAAAAACGCCUGGCGCUCGGAUACUUUUCAGCAUACCGCAGUCUUCUCAGAUGGUCUUUACCACAUAGACCAGAGAUCCAUGACUGGUAUCAUCGUUGGCGUUAGCAUCGCCUUGGCCUGUAUUGUAAUGUGUGCCUUGAUCCUCAUCAGUAAAGGGAGACCAAGGAAAUCUUCUAACCACAAGGUUGUUGCUGUGCCGCCUGGCGAAGGCUUGUCUUUGCCUCACGAGCGCCACGUCGAGAACGCUGAGGCUCUCAUUCCCGUGAUGAGUACCGACUUCAUAGAUGCCAAAGGUGGAUCUAAUAUAAUGAUAAAUAGCGCGGGUCCUGUCAUGAGCAAAAAUCAAAGCAAGAAGUGGCUUCUUUUUAACAGAGAUGUCAGCACACCAACUGAGAUUGAUGUUGAAGGGCGGGUCCAUUUGUAUGAAGCUGGCAAAACCGUUCUACACUAUGAGGAGCAUUUAGGCGGCGCGCCUCUGCCUCCAUCAUCUCGGGAGAUCAUCUUCGGACCUUUCCACACCGAGACCUCGCAAAGCAGCGAGAGCAGCCAAGAGACGGGAGACUCCGGACAUUGCUCCAACGAGGAAAGCAAUGAAGAUAUGAGCAAUCCGUCGACCAGUCAAAGCUCCAAAACAGAAACUCCGGAUAAUGCAGAUGUAGCCGAGCCGAAGGCGUCUUUCCGGGUAGAAAAGCAGAAGUGUGUUUGCUACCAUAUCUCCACCCCGGAUGAUGCUCGGUCCGGCUGCGCUUCGGGCGUCAGCUAGCACUCCGUUUUUCACCCGGCUCCACAAAUGACCAUUUCUACCUCGUUUGCUUCCUGGUUUGAGCCCUCUGCUUAUUUCCUGGGGCACAAGGGAACAGGAAGUCAGCUGCUGUGAAGGAGGAAAUGAGGAUUUUCUUCAGAUCUACCUCAGGAUUUUGUAUGAAUGUUGGUCCCAACAUUUUCUUUCAUUUUUUUUUUUUUUUCCUUCUCGCUGUUCUACCUGUUGGUCUUUGUGGCAUCGUCUGUCCUAAACCAAAACUCACCCAUGAUGAAUGUUUGAAAAAAUAUGCUGUGAUACAUUUGGUCAUAUUUAAUUUGUUUUCCAUUGGACCUUGAUUGUCUACCUCAGUUUUUGUCUCAUCAUGGCUACCUCCAAAUGGUGUGCGUUUUUGUGGUUGAAAGAGCUUUUGUUUCCCAUUGCUUGUCUUUUUUCCCCCCCCAACCUUUUGUGUGGUUGACUCGAGAAAAAAAAACAAGUGCAUUAGAUAUUGUCAAACCGUUUGGGUUGUACGAGAUGUUGGACAUUUCCAGUGCACUGAACUCAAAGCUUUAACACGGCCUUAAUACUGCAACGGGCCUUGCAUACUCGAUCCAAAGACAGGAACAUUUGUACCCAAAGACUUUGUCAUAAUAGGCAACCAAAAAUACAGUAGAAGUACAUGAAGGGUGUCUUUGCCAAAAAUCCACUUCUGUGCCAUUGAUGUACAUUUUUCUCCGAAUGGUGCUUUUUCUCGGUGUAAACUUUAGUCUGGUGAAAGCUUUAGCGCAAGUUCUCGUGGCUUGUGUUCCGUUUGCCUUUUGAGACCAUUGCUAAGUGCAGCGGUGACGCCGAUGCUAUUAUCCAAAGAGUUGUCUGCUUCCUCACAUGGGUGUGGCUUUUCAUUCAGUUGAUCCUUGGCAAGAUUAGGUGGACACUAUUGAUUGAUCCUGUGUGUCUUGUCAGUGAUAGAUGAUGGUAUUUAUUCUUUGGGCACACAUUGUCGAAUACUGACCCACCCCCCCAUGUGAUGUAUGGGGGUUUGUUAUCAACGCCUCCAUGAUAUGUGGUGUUCAGAUGUGACAAAGAAGGAUUCUGACUAUCAAAAUGGAAGCCCAGUGUGUGUGAAGAGCAACAUAAUCAAUUUUUCUAUCUUUGUAAUACAAAUUAUCUUAACCAAAGAAGCUUUAAGUCUCUAAUUUAGUGAUUUUCUUUGGGUUCAUUUACACAAUUUGAAUUUAAAUGUGCUAUAUUUCUAUUCAGUUUUGAUUUGUAGAAAGGCAUUUUACAACAUGUUUUUUUUUACUUGAGAUUGCAAAACUGAUCUUAUUUCACCUUAAUGAGAAUUAGGUCGGAACCUUUACUUGAGAUGGUCCUUUGAGUAUUUGUCCUAGUUUCAGUAUGGCAUUUCCCCAAGUUCAUAUUGUCAAUGUCAUGCUCAGAGUUUUUCCUGUGUUCUUCAUUACUAUAAUUACAAAUGUUGACAUGAAUGCCACAGAUAAAUUUGCUGACUUGACUCAGGUGCCAAAUUUAGAUUUAGUGAGUAGUCUUGACUGUUAAUUUAAAUGAUCUUUUCCCUGAUUUCCAUGCUUUUGAAUACCAAAAUACUCCUUUUAACCCAAAGAGUGCAACAAAACAAAGUAUUUUAUGGGUUGGAAUGUUGCAACCGACUUUUUGAUACUCUCAAGAUUAUUGCAGACGAUAAAUAAAAUUGUUCUUGGGAAAAAAACA